UUUACAGUCCUAUACGAAACUCGACCCAACUGGUAGACCGUGAAGAAAGAAAGAGGUUCUCUCGUUCUUAGUGCAUUAAUAAAGAAAAGCAAUUAAUUUCAUCAUUAUUUUACCUUCAGUUGAAGCACUGUGAGAUUCGGCAACACGUGGUUUCUGAGGAAAGCAAUACCCUUUGGUUUGAAUUCAACACUUUCCCAUCUUAAAGUCUUCAAGGGCUUUGAAACACACACACACCCCCCCCUUUUUUCUUUCCACUUGUUUUCCCCAUCGCCUCCGCCGUCGUCGCCGGAAGUUUUUCUCCAUUGAGGGUUGGGAGUCGUAAAUAAAUGGAGGACCGGAAGAGUGAUGACUGGCUGCCACCCGGCUGGAAAGUAGAGGUGAGGCAGAGAAGGAAUGGUAAAGAAGACAAGUGUUACUAUGCUCCCUGUGGUGAACUUAGAUUCUAUUCCAGGACGGAGGUGACUCGCUAUCUUGAAAAGCAUGGUUCUAAAGCAGAAGAGAAAGACAAAGUCUCGGGAAAGCAAUAUUCGAAAAAUGUUACGGUUGAGAAGGCUGAGGCAGAAGGGUUACCUCCGGGAUGGACUAAGGAAGUCAAGAUAACAAAGACUGGAAAUAGAGUUAGAAAAGAUCCUUUUUACACUGAUCCUGUGAGUGGAUAUGUGUUUCGUUCCAUGAAGGAUGCCCUUCGUUAUGUUGAAACCGGGGAGCUUGGAAAGCUUGCUAUCAAGCCGAAGCCUAAGGAGAAAGGCAGCAUCGAUGAGGACUUGGAAGAAGAUAAUAUCUGUGUAAAUGAGCCGGUAGCUGUGAAUGGAACAACUGAUGAAAUAGAGAGGCAGACUGCGGAACAUGUUUCGAAUUCAAGCGGGAUAACAAAGGAAGAAGAGAUUCUUACUUCUGCUAGUACCAGAGAACAGACAUCCCUCUCUAAACAUACUCCGGAUCAGUGUAAAGCUGGAGAAGGUGCUGAGUUGAGCAGCUUGAACCUGUCUGAAGCUAAGGGAUCAGAACAGAUGGAACAGAAAGAUUCUGAAGAAGGCGUGCAUGCUUCGGGAAAUGCCGUUGGAGUCCUCUCGGAUAAACAGUUUGGAGACGAUAGAAAAGACGAAACUGAAAAAACCCGACAAGGAAAAGGCAAGACCAAGAUUAAGAAAGAUGUUAGUGUUCCUCGACGAGCCUCAAAGCGACUUGCUGGAGUUGCACUUGAUCCAACUCCAGAACUAAAAGCUACUAGAGCUCGUGGAUCUUCGAUUAACCAAACAAGUGUACCUGAUGGAGCGGAGAAUUCUUCUCUUGGUAACUGUAUCAAUAGGACCUCCAAACAGCCCGAUCUACCCGAUUCUUCUUUGGAAACAAGUUGUGCCCUUGAUGCUUCUAAGAGUAAAGAACCGAUACCGGAAACAAGUAACAUGCUUCCUUCUGGGGACAGGCUAGCCGUGAAUGGUCACGUCGGAAAUUUAGAAACAAAAACUAAUGUCGACGAAGACAAAAGUGUUUUGCCUCUGGGAAAGCUUGAAGGUGAUGGAAAUGCUAGUGACGUGCCGGGAUCCAAUAUUGAUAUGCCUCUUGCAGAUUUAUGGACAGAUCCAUGCAUUGCCUUUGCCAUUCAAACUCUUACCGGAAUUCCUUGUGACAUCCCGAAUAUCUCCGAGUCAAACAGUGGUAAAGUUCCAGGGAUUCCAGCAACUCCAGAAGCUCAUUCCGAUAGGGAAGAAAACGGAAACAAGAUUGUUGAAAGACAAGGAUGUGGUAUCAAUAUGCCUCCGACCUACCCGACUAUUCGGAAAGAACGUGUCGGAUCAUCCCUCGAGACGCCUUUGGCAGAUAUCUGGGCAGACCCGUGUAUUGAAUUCGCAAUAAAAACUCUAACUGGGGCAAUUCCAGUCGAGUACGGUCUCGACAAUCAGCAUGGUUUUCAGCAGCAGCCGAUCUCUGCCCCGCACCAAUCUGUUAAUCACUCGACCUUGCCAGAUGUGGGUAUGGAUAAAUUCUCGCAAGCCAAUUUCAUACGCCAACAAUACGAUGUCGCAGGUAAGUCUAGGACUAAAGAACAUGGUAUCAGUAGAAAUCCCAUAUAUAAUUACAGUCAUCAUCGUCGCAACGGAGAGUGGCCGUGAAAACCGAAGGCUACCGACUUCGAAGCUGUGUAUAUAGUUCAGGAAACUAGCCGGAAUUUAGAAAGACUAGUAACCUUGUUGUAACCUUUUGCCCUGUUAUGGAUUUAAAUUUGUUUUUGACAUUUCAGUAUCAUGAUGCCACUUUGUUG
Messenger RNA from Hibiscus syriacus, 2263 nucleotides. Its product is annotated as methyl-CpG-binding domain-containing protein 13-like. Lineage: Eukaryota; Viridiplantae; Streptophyta; Magnoliopsida; Malvales; Malvaceae. The record is from RefSeq and is a predicted model, not a curated record. The transcript has 6 exons. Bases 327 to 2114 code for a protein of 595 amino acids. Gene Ontology annotation, molecular function: DNA binding.